Messenger RNA from Syzygium oleosum, 1059 nucleotides. RefSeq names its product 50S ribosomal protein HLP, mitochondrial-like. Gene Ontology annotation, biological process: translation. The coding region runs from base 189 to 839 and encodes 216 amino acids. NCBI's taxonomy places the organism in Eukaryota, Viridiplantae, Streptophyta, Magnoliopsida, Myrtales, Myrtaceae. The transcript is spliced from 5 exons. Gene Ontology annotation, molecular function: large ribosomal subunit rRNA binding; structural constituent of ribosome. Gene Ontology annotation, cellular component: ribosome; mitochondrial large ribosomal subunit. The record is from RefSeq and is a predicted model, not a curated record.
CGCUCCACUCUGCCGUUUGCGACGGUAAGCACCGCAGACGCACGCACCCACGCGGACACAUACAGUCUCUCACUCUCUCUCUCGCUGCCGGCGGCUGUUCCUGCGAGUCUCGGCUGCAUUUCGAGUCCGAAGUCGUGAUUCUUUCUUAGGGUUUCUUCUUCAAAGUUUUCAUCUGAGGUCGCAGAGAAAUGGCGGGUCGUUCUGGUUCGCUUCUCCGAUCUGUGAGAUCGUCGAUGGGGUCCUCGCGAAAUGCUUGGCGCCGUGAUGAUGCCCACUUUGGCCAGCCUCACCGCUCAUUUUUCACAAUCAACAGUGGCAGAACCGUGGGACAAUUGGGCAGCAACCACUUGCCAAUGCCGAUUCAGGCAGGUUAUACGAGACAGGGUGUUUUUGCGAGUAACUCUUGUUCGUGGAACAUAUUGCACAAUUCGGCAUUCGGCAAUUUCUUGUCUCAGCAGCGAAGAACUUUCAUUCAGAUGGGGACUAUCCUCAAAGUCGUGGACAAUUCAGGGGCGAAGAAGGCGAAGUGCAUCCAAGCUUUGAAGGCGGGAAAGAAAGGCGCAAGACUAGGAGAUACCAUAAAGGUAUCUAUCAAGGAGGCCCUUCCCAACGGGAAAGCGAAGAAAGGGGACAAAUUCAGUGCCAUAGUCGUGCGCGCCGCCAUGCCGCGCGGCCGCUGUGACGGCAGCGAGAUCAAGUUCGACGACAACGCCUGUGUCCUCAUCGUGAAUAAAAGCAAGGACAAAGACCCUGUGGGGACAAGGGUGUUUGGGCCGGUUCCACACGAGCUGAGGAAGAAGAGCGUAAAGAUCUUGACCUUGGCGGAGCAUAUCGCAUGAAGAAAUCGUAGUCGUAAUGUGUAAUGAGGUUCCUAAACACUGCAGUGAUGUCUGGAUCCGUUUCACAAGGAAGUGCUUUUGUCCCUCUUGAGCAGCUUUGAACUGUUCUUGCAUCUGAAGUGAUCUUGUUUGGAUUAAAGAGAGAAGAACUCCCUCCCUCUCUCUCUUUGAGAAAAACUCGUAUUGAAGUUGGAGUAGGCAACUACUUUGAGAAUUUAUA